AUGUCAAAGGAUCUCGAGUUCUUUUUCAAUACCAUUGGCAGUCUAAUUUCUCUGGCAUUUUAUUUACUAAUGAUCCCUCCUCUACAGAGUUCGAAGAAGACAAGAAAAUUCGAUGAAAUAUCCUAUUUAAACCUCAUCCUUUCCCACAUAUGCGCCAUAUGCUGAUUUUGCAUUGGAGUGAUUUCCAAUGAUUAUGAAAUAUCUAUUCCAAAUCUGAUAUUUGCAUGACUAAGUAGUAAUUAUAUCUAUGAAUUUUAUAAAAUUGGUCUCGGAAGAACCGAAUUUUUAAAAACCUACACAAUUGUAACGGUAUUAUCUGCUAUAUCAAUGCUCUUAAUUCUCCCACAAGGUAUAACAGAGUUUGCUGGAAUAAUAGUCUACAUUCUUUUUUGUGCGGCUCCACUUGAGCAAUUAAGACCUACUUUUGAAACCCGAAAUCCCAGAUUUAUAGAUAUUUACAGCACAUUUGCAGCUUUAUUAUGCUGCUUAUCAUACUUUAUGUAUUCAAUUAUCGCUGGCAACAUAGUCGUGCUUAUUCCAAACCUCGCAGGGAUCAUUUUUGCAUUAAUCCAAAUCAUCGUAUAUUUUUGGGCAAAAAGAAUGAUUCCCUCUUCUUUUAUAUCCCCUUUGCUAAAAAUAGACACUUUUUUGUCUAUUAAAUCUUCUAAAAAUAUUUAA
Molecule: messenger RNA, 678 nt
Organism: Blepharisma stoltei
Lineage: Eukaryota; Ciliophora; Heterotrichea; Heterotrichida; Blepharismidae
Source: the annotation of a GenBank genome assembly